Messenger RNA from Aureobasidium namibiae CBS 147.97, 2616 nucleotides. RefSeq lists its product as uncharacterized. NCBI's taxonomy places the organism in Eukaryota, Fungi, Ascomycota, Dothideomycetes, Dothideales, Saccotheciaceae. The transcript has 3 exons. Gene Ontology annotation, molecular function: chitin synthase activity. The record is from RefSeq and is a predicted model, not a curated record. Gene Ontology annotation, cellular component: cell periphery; cell septum. Bases 1 to 2616 code for a protein of 871 amino acids.
AUGUGGGCUGAGAUGUUUCGCCGUGCGGUAGAUGAGAAUGGCACACCAUCUAUCCAUGACCCUUGGCCGGCAAAGGACAUUGCUUAUACUGCAAUUGUUGGCUCAGUCAUGCUUGCCGCCCUUCUUGAAUGGUUUCUCUGGGUGGCCGCUUUUCUAUAUUGUUUAGUCAAAGUCUAUCAAAAGGCCGAGACACUCAGCAUCAAGAUUUUGGCAAUCGUAAUGAUGUUUGCUUUCACAGCUCUCAGAUGUAUAUUCUUGCCUAUCAUGGUCGUCACACUUCCACUUCCAAGCCAAGUCGUGAGAUACUUUCCUCAGGAAAUGGUCAGCUUCUUGCAAUGGUUCGCUUUCUGGUCUUUCUCUGGACUCCUCAUCAUACCUUGGCUCAUCUGCGUAUAUCAACUCGUCACCCACUCUGUUGGAAGGACUAAGCGCAUCAAGCAUGUUCUUGACGAAGAUUCGGCUCCGAAGGUCGUGAUUGUCAUGCCUUGUUACAAAGAAAUUCCCGAGAUCCUUCUCAGAACCGUCGACUCUCUGGCUGAUUGUGAAUAUCCUCCCUCUUGCCUUCAUAUCUUCCUUUCCUUCGAUGGAGAUCAAGAGGACGAACUCUAUCUCAAGACCAUAGAACAACUCGGUGUUCCCCUAACUCUAGACACCUACCCUAAGAGUAUCGAUGUUACUUACAGAAGCACUCGCGUCACUGUGUCACGAUUCCCUCAUGGCGGCAAGCGACAUUGCCAAAAGAGGACAUUCAAACUGAUUGACAAAGUGUAUGCCGAAUACCUCAAACGCAACGACAAUCUCUUCAUGCUCUUUAUCGACUCUGACUGCAUUCUCGACAAGGUGUGCAUCCAAAACUUCAUGUACGAGAUGGAGUUGAAGCCCGGAAGUAAGAGAAAUAUGCUGGCCAUGACUGGAGUCAUCACCUCUACUACGGAGAAGAACAGUCUGAUCACCGUGCUGCAAGACAUGGAGUAUAUUCACGGCCAACUGUUUGAGCGAUCUGUCGAGUCAGGCUGUGGUGCCGUUACUUGUUUGCCCGGAGCCUUGACAGUCCUGCGUUUCUCUGCUUUCAGAGCAAUGGCCAAAUACUACUUUGCGGACAAGGCGGAGCAGUGCGACGAUUUGUUCGACUACGGUAAAUGCCAUCUCGGAGAAGACAGAUGGUUGACUCAUCUGUUCAUGAUCGGCGCCAAAGAGAAAUACCAGAUCCAGAUGAACACCGGUGCCUUUUGCAAGACGGAAGCUGUACAAACAUACCAGAGCUUGCUCAAACAACGCCGACGAUGGUUCCUUGGAUUCAUCACUAACGAAGUAUGCAUGCUUACAGAUGUCCGCCUCUGGAGACGAUACCCCAUCCUUUGUCUGGUCCGAUUUGCACAAAACACCAUUCGAACUACCGCUCUUCUCUUUUUCAUCAUGGUCAUCUCGAUCAUCACGACAUCGCAGAAGAUCGCAAACUUGCCUGUCGGAUUCAUUGCCGUUUCUCUCGGUCUGAACUGGGUACUGAUGCUGUACUUUGGUGCCAAGCUCGGACGUUACAAGAUCAUGAUGUAUCCUCUGAUGUUCGUUAUCAAUCCCUUUUUCAACUGGGCGUACAUGGUGUACGGCAUUUUCACCGCAGGUCAGAGAACUUGGGGUGGACCGCGUGCCGAUGCUGGUGCUGCAAACUCUACGACCACACCACAAGCUGCCAUCGAACACGCAGAAGCAACAGGUGACGACCUGAAUGUCGUACCUGAAACAUUCAAACCAGCAGUCGAAGCAAUCACACGAAAGAAGUCUGUCAAGAACAGAAACGUGCUUCCGGAUCAGAGUCUUGAGGGCAGAUUCGCAGCACCCGAGCUCAUGCCUGGCGGAUGGUACAGACAGGCAGCCGACUCGACGAAUACCCUACCGGAUAUUGCCAAUCAUCCAGCGAUGCGCAGAAUGAGUUGGGAAUCAAUGGUGACGGCCACUUCAGGUAACAACUCGGUCUACCUUCCCCGACGAAUCGAAUCAAUCAUGGGACCAGAAGAUCAACAUCUGUACCACAACGCACAAGCGCGUCAGAGACCAGCUGGUGGAUUGCACUACGAACAAGAGGAAUACGAAACCAGUCGACCUGACACGGGGACAACCGGGACGACUCUUAAGGGGGGUUACUCAGUCUCGGUACGAUCCGCAAGCGAUGACGAAUCGACAUACGGGCAUGGUAGAAUGAACUCGGACAACAGUGACAUGAGCGCGGCGCACGGAAAUGCUCUAGCAAGAACAGAAAAAGUACUGGCGGUACCUGGGAGAACAAGACAGGCGCCUGAUCAUGGUAGCAACCGCAGCAGGACGGGCAAGAGUCCAUUGGCACGAAGAAGCUUUGUCAGAUCGGCGUCGGAUUCGCUCGAGAUGGCAGCAGUUCAAGGGGGUCAAGCGAUAGAGAUGAGAGAGCAAGGAACCGGCCUCAUGGAUCCGAGAGCCAGGAGCAUCAGUCCUCAGGGACCUCAGGCGCCAUCUGUUCAAGCAGCUGCACCUGCUGCUGCAUCAGCUUACGAGAGCCAGCCUCCACCAGCAGAGGCAAAGAGCAAGAAGGAGCGGAAGAAGUUGAGUAAGACGAGACCUGGUAGCAGUGGGAGUGGGAACUAG